This is a messenger RNA of Aedes aegypti (yellow fever mosquito), 4076 nucleotides long. RefSeq names its product nuclear factor NF-kappa-B p110 subunit (gene Rel). The transcript is spliced from 9 exons. NCBI's taxonomy places the organism in Eukaryota, Metazoa, Arthropoda, Insecta, Diptera, Culicidae. Gene Ontology annotation, biological process: response to cytokine; non-canonical NF-kappaB signal transduction; canonical NF-kappaB signal transduction. Gene Ontology annotation, molecular function: DNA binding; protein binding; DNA-binding transcription factor activity. Gene Ontology annotation, cellular component: cytoplasm. The coding region runs from base 886 to 3861 and encodes 991 amino acids. The record is from RefSeq and is a predicted model, not a curated record.
CGUGAUGCGCGUCUGUGUGUUCGUCAUAGGGGCGUUAAUAUAACAUGUAGCUAAUUAAGAUGCAUUCGCGGUUUAGCUUGUGCUUAUUGCUUGUUGGUUAAGUCAAGUCUUUCAUAUACAUAGGCAUGUGUGCACAUGUGAUUCAGUGUUCCUGUUCUCGGCCGGUUUACGUUCUCCGUCCUCAUGCUCAUGCACUUGAUCGAUAGCCGGUUCAGCUCGUCCCUUCAGUAGUUCAGUGUUGAUCCUGAGCUUGAGCGGCUCAGUUGCCGAAGUCGCGCGUUCCCGUACUCUCGUGUUGGGUUGUAAUCUAUGUACUUCUAAGUGAUUUGUCGGAGCUUUCGGAGCAAGUCGAUAAAUGUUUGGCGUAUCGGACGAGAGCUUUCAAUCGCGCAUCGGUUGACGGAGGAAGUGUACAAAGUUGCUGCGGAGAAGAUAAGCGAAGUGUGAUCAGUGUAGGUUUCAAAACAUACGAACGUAUUGUGCUGAUUAGUCGUUGUGUGUGGCGUUGGGUUUUCGAAUUCCGAGAAAUGUUUUGAGAUUUUUUUUGUGCUUCGUUGUGAGGUAUGAUAAGAGCGAGCAAACUAAUCGCCUAGCCGUUGGCAGAAUACUUUUCGUUCCGUAGAUUACUUGCGCAGUGCAUGUUUGUAGACUACAUAUAGAGGGAGGCGAAGGUCUUCCACACUCGAUUGAACAGGUCGGGGAUCAAUUUCGUCAGUUUAGUGAAGAGGUUGAAGAAUCGAAUCGUGUUGACUUUCACCGUUUCAGUGACACCGUGCUGAUAACGUGGCGAUAAGAACCAAUAGGCGUGUGUGUGAAAGCGUGAAAAAAUAGGUGAUUCGUUAUUGAAGUCAUCAUCAACUGAGGAGCAGCCGUUCAACAGUCAUCAUGUCAACACUACUCAAUUUGGAUAGCUACCGGCAUGAGUUAUUCGAGCACCAUCAGCAUCACCAGCUCCAGCAGCUUUCGUCAUCGCCGACGUAUUCGGUGCUCUCGAUGGAAUCUGUAUCGCCCGUGUCGUCAUCAUCGGCAAGCCCCGCAGCCGACACUAGCAAAUACUACGCGAGCAACUCUCCGUCCAGUGUCAGUAAUAUGUCCCCCAAAUCAACAGCUAGUGAUACGAGCUCCUUCAACAUGCAGAAUCUGAACAUCUCCAACGCCUACCCGUACUUUGCCGAGACUCAUCAUCAGACGAUGACAACCGGCGAAGAGGGUCAACUGCAGACCUUUACCUAUAAUGAUCCAACCCAACCUCGAGUGGAGCUUUCGGUACCUCAGCUAACGAUCGUUGAGCAACCGGUGGACAAAUUCCGAUUUCGAUACCAAUCGGAGAUGCACGGAACCCAUGGGUCCCUGAUGGGGGUCCACACGGAGAAAAGCAAGAAAACUUUCCCCACCGUGCAACUGCAUGGGUUCCAGGGCGAGGCCAAGAUUCGGUGUUCGCUGUUCCAGGUGGACCCGAACCGGAGGGCUGCCCAUUCGCAUAAUCUGGUGAUCAAGAGUGGCGAGAUCGAUUUGAACGAUCCGCAUGACAUCGAUGUGAACGAAGAGUGCAACUAUGUGGCCAUGUUCCAGGGGAUGGGCAUCAUACACACGGCCAAGAAGAACAUCGCCGAGGAGUUGAGCAAGAAAAUGAAGAAGCAACGGUCGGUGGAGAUGAACCGGGAGCUGACCCUCAGGGAAGAGUACCAGUUGCAGAAGGAAGCGGCCGAAAUGGCCAAGACGAUGAAUCUGAAUCAGGUGUGCCUGUGCUUCCAGGCGUUCCAGGUGGAUGCCUCGACCGGUCGGUGGGCGCAGCUCUGCGAACCGGUUUAUUCCAAUCCGAUUAAUAAUAUGAAGAGUGCCCUUACGGGGGAAUUGAAGAUCUGCCGGCUCAGUGCUACCGUGGGAAACGUUGACGGCGGCGAAGAGGUGUUCAUGUUCGUUGAAAAAGUUUGCAAAAAUAACAUCAAGAUCCGGUUCUAUGAACUGGACGAAUACGAUCAGGAGAUCUGGCAGGACUGGGGUUCUUUCUCGGAAGCGGACGUCCACCAUCAGUAUGCCAUCGCAUUUAAAACACCUGCUUAUCACAACAAAGACAUCACCGAACCGGUGGAAGUGCUCAUGCAGCUCUACCGGCCACGAGACAAAUGCCAGAGCGAACCCGUCCCAUUCAAAUUCAAGCCCCGGUUCAACAUAUCUCGGAAGCGCCCGAGAGUCAGCUCCGGCUUACUUUCGAAUGAGAUUCCAACAGUGGUUCCCAACGAACCGGGAUCGAGCCGACUUCCGUCGUUCCAUCAUCCGUUUUCCAUGAUGCCCCCAAUGCAAGCGCCCAUCGCCGAGGCCAGUGGUAGCAGCAGUAGCCACACCAUCAGUAAAGAGUACAACAAAUCCGGCAUUAUCCAGGAGAUUUUGGACAGCCACAUUCCGACCACAAUUGCCGGCGAUAUAUCGUUCAGCUCGAACGACUUCAAAGAAUUCGUCAAUUGCAACUCGGAAGAAUUACGCAAGCUAAUAACGGAGAUCGGGGAAGCGCAGGAGGAGUCCAAGCUGGAGACGGAUGCGGUGUCGGUUGGUCACGUGGACGAGGCAGCGGCGCAGUUUGAGCGCACGCUAGAGCAGUACCUGGAGCACAACAGCCAAGCCAAGGACGUGGAGAUUCUGAAGAAGAUACUGGCCAUCAUACGGUUACUGUUCCGGAAGAACUACGACCAGUGCCGGGAACUUAUCUCGGCCCUCUGGAUGUCGGCCAACAAACUUAAAGCCAACUGUCUACACAUGGCGAUUGAACGACGCAACAUCACAAUUGCCUGCAAGCUCGUUGAACUCCUGCAGGACCACCACCUCCUGGACAUGCUUGAUCUGUUCAACGAACGCAACGAAACCGCCCUGCAUCUGGCUGUUUCGGCCAAUCUCGUUGAGGUCGUCGACGUACUGCUCCUGACCGGUUCCCGAAUCAGCUACUGUGACAGUCGGGGGAACUCCGCUCUGCAUCGGGCCGUCUAUGAGAACGCCUUGGACAGUUUGAACGUGCUGUUGGGUCAUUGCAAACGGAACGGGUUCCGGCUGGAUUCGACCAACGACGAUGGAUUUACGGCGCUGCAUUUGGCGGUGAUGUGUAAAAAUCUGAAGGCCACGAAGGUUCUCCUGGAUCGGGGCGCUUCGUACGUGCUGCGUGAUCUUAAGCACGGAAACAACAUUCUUCAUAUUGCCGUGGAGAGCGAUUCUUUGGACAUGGUCAACUUCAUUCUUGAGGGUGUAGACAAGACGUUAGCUGAUGAACCGAACAAUGCAGGUUACACGCCACUUCAGCUGGCUAACGCAAGGCACCUGGCAAACGCGAACAACAAACUGAUUGUCCGCGAAUUGCUUCGAUAUAAUCCAAGUGGAGUACUAGAAAAAGAACAUCUCACCGAAGAAGAAGACGACGAUCAAGAACAGGAAGAGAACCUUCCCCCGAACAGCGAUUCGCAGUCCGAAACCGUGCUCGAGUCGAUGAAUGUGAGCUGUAAUAGAGUAGAGGUGAUACGGUUACUGGAGGACUAUUCACCUCCGAAUGAUGAACCAAAGCUAACACCGCUGGAGAACGUUCCGUACAACAGCACCCUGGAAGAUGGCUCCGUAUAUCUGUUUGACGAAGUAUGCUUGUCCCAUCUGUGUGGUCUCUUGAACCGAAAGAACCUUUGGCGAGAGGUUGGGUCGCUUCUGGACUUCAACUCAUUCUUCAUGAUCUGGGAAACGUCGGUGAAUCCCGCAGGGAUGUUGCUGAACUACUUUGAGAUGCAAAAAGUGAAACUCGAGCACUUGAUCGAUGUGCUGCAAGCGUUGGACCAAAAAGAAGCCAUUCACUACAUCGACGAGAUGAUUUGUCGGCAGAUGAAGUGAUAACCGGGAGAACCGACCGAAAACGAAUCCCAGCACGCUCAAGUGCUACCCCUCCCCCCAUAUGUGAGAGAUUUGAUUCUCCAUUCCAGUGCUAGUGAUUGAAUAGAAGUUAAGAUUUUUAUAUACUAUUAUUUCAGAUUUUAUAAACUUACUUAAAGUAACUCCGGACGUACAAAUAUCCAAACGUUUAACGAAUAUAUUUUUAUUAAAAUUUA